Molecule: messenger RNA, 1078 nt
Organism: Caenorhabditis elegans
Lineage: Eukaryota; Metazoa; Nematoda; Chromadorea; Rhabditida; Rhabditidae
Gene: srh-3
Product: Serpentine Receptor, class H
Exons: 5
Coding region: 1-1005 (334 amino acids)
Source: RefSeq, marked reviewed
AUGCUAAAUGAAACUUGUUAUUUUGAGGAACCAUUCGAUUUUAUGAUUAUUCAUUACAUUGCCCUAACAUUGUCUAUUAUUGUAUACGCGAUUGGAUUUUUUGUUCUAAUUUUUAAAACACCAAAACAUUUCAGUAAAUAUAGAAAUUUAUUGAUGGCGCACAUUUUUUCAGGAUUCCUUCUCGACAUUGUUAUGGGUGUCCUAUGGAAAGUAACAAUUGUCCUACCGGUUCCAGUAAUGUGCUCCAACACCUUUGCAUCUGAAUAUGCUCCAAAUGUAUUUCAACUCCUUCCCGCAUGCUUCGCGUAUACUGGAGCUUCAGCUAUAUCACUUUUUGUUCACCGAAUGGAGGCUGUAAUCGUACACAGAUCAGAACAGUCAACACUUCGAAAAGUGACAAAAUAUUUGAAAUAUGCAUUUUAUAUGAGCAUUGUCUUUGUGCUCAUUCUCACAAUAUUGAUUUAUCCAGAUCUGAAGAACCAAAGAGAUUAUAAAAUUCAAAUGGAAAAGAGAUUCGGAACGUUCAAGCCGUAUAUGUGGUGUGACAACUGUUUCUUCAUGAAUUUUAGUUCGAAAAUCUUCUAUGUCUUCUUUAUCGUUGCCGGAAUCGCCGUGGUCUUGGGUGGUACCACUGGUGGUAUUGCUUUUCAUGUAACAGUUGAAGCAUUGAAAAGUGUUAGCUUAAGGCUCACUGCUAAAACAAAAGCGACACAUCGGAACUAUUUAAUGAGUCUCUCGUUGGCGGCAGGUGUUCAUGUCGUUUGCAUUGUGUUACCCCUGCUAGGCGUUUUAUCGGCAAUUAAUGUUAUGAUCAGUUUGAGUAAUUUUCGCUAUUUCCCAUUCAUCCUCACACUAAUCAUACAAGAACAUGGUGCUGCAUCUACCGUCAUCAUGUUCAUGACAAAUAACUUACUGAGAGGAGCUGUCAAAAAAUUGUUCAAGUGCGAGAAUGGGACAGUCACGGCUGACAAUAGUACUGCAAAUCGAUCUACGGUGGUUGUUUGAUAUUUUUCUAAUUUUUAUUAGAUUUUCGGCGAUUUAAAAAAAAUGAAAUACGAUCAAUAAACGUUUUAUUCAA